Molecule: messenger RNA, 1806 nt
Organism: Topomyia yanbarensis
Lineage: Eukaryota; Metazoa; Arthropoda; Insecta; Diptera; Culicidae
Product: zinc finger protein 226-like
Exons: 3
Coding region: 161-1048 (295 amino acids)
Biological process (GO): regulation of transcription by RNA polymerase II
Cellular component (GO): nucleus
Molecular function (GO): RNA polymerase II transcription regulatory region sequence-specific DNA binding; DNA-binding transcription factor activity, RNA polymerase II-specific
Source: RefSeq, a predicted model, not a curated record
GUACAAGCGACACCGUCCAAGUAUACAAGCAUUCAACACAGCAAGAAAAAGCGAAUCGACAGUGCCGUGACUUUGUGGUUUAUUUACCAACCACUAAGCCCUUUAAACUAGUCAAACCUACGACAGGAUCGUUGCUGUGGCGCGCUCCAGCUUGCCGGUGAUGGAUGUGGAGCAGCACCAGACUAGAAAAGAUUCCCAAUCAACUGUAGCACCGAAUCAUGGCGAACAAAACACGACGACGGGAACCAGUGAUAGUAAAUGUCUUAUGUGCUUGUUACCCUUCGACGAGCUGGGCUCGAUCGAAACAGAAUCACCGGAAGAGCUGAAGCGAAUAGUCGAGAAUGCAUAUAAGAUUGCCAAAAUUGAGCUAUGUCCCAUUGGUGGUAAAAUCGGACCCCUCUGCGGUGGUUGUCGUGCCAAACUGGGCUACGACUUCGACGAGGACGCAUACUAUGAAAUGAUUAGCAAAAUGUACACCGACGCAAGUCCACCCAGCGGUUAUCCGGUGUUCAUGAGCAACGGCAUUCCGGUACACAUAGGCAUACCCCCCACGGAAAGUCCCGAUUCGCCAACCGGUCCGCUAUUGGAUGCCGCAUGCGGGACUUUUGUUGUAACCGAAUUCGGCCGGGAUGAAUCGGCAGAUAAGUCGUCCGAUUUGAAGUGCGUCGUAUGUUCCAAAGUAUUCAACUUCAAAUCAACGCUACGACUGCACAUUCGAAGCCAUCACAAUAGUGCGCUACGUGAACCUGAACCGCACAAGCAACCACGAAAACCCCGAAUGUACGAGUGCACGGAGUGCAACCUUAGUUUCAAACUGAAGUACGACUACGAUAAACACCAGGCCAUGCACAACAGAGCAAAUCUGUUUCAAUGUGAAGUAUGCUACAAAUUGUUCAAACACAAGUCCUACUAUCUAAUGCACCGGAAUGCAAAGCGGUGCAAGGCACUUCCGUUGAAUCUUAGUACCGGUUCCGUCAGUAGAGUAAGCCCCAACCAGCAGCGACAGGAAGUCGGUACCCUCAGUGAGGGUAUCAGAAAUACCAGCUAAAAGCACUCGUUUACAUUAGGUCCUAGAAAAUCCUAUUUUUGAAACGGAACAAGCUUCUUUCGUUUUCGCCAUAACACACCAUAGAUGUAUGUGUUUUAACUAUAUUAACAUUAGCAUAUACUAAUAGAUGUAUUGGCGGCUGAGAGGUGCAGAGGAAAAAGAUUCGUUACCAACCAAUUGGUUUAAGUUCCUUAUCAUAUGUCCAAUCCGUAUUGGCUCAAAUCAAAGAUAUUUUUUAAGGCCCACCGAUUUUACGUUGUACCAGAUUGUGAUCAAAACCAAUAUUAAUUUAUUUAUUUAUCCAAAGAAACGUUAACUAACAUCUCGUCUGCAUCGCCGGCUUCGCCGACAAUUUCUGGUCUCUUCGUUUUAGUCACUAAUUGUAAAUGGGGAUAAAAUACCAAAGCAAAUCACACAAUAGAAACCGGUAGAGUUAAGUGCUAGUCCAUAAGACAGCAAACAGUAAACUAUUUAUUAGAUCUUCUCUUCUGUAUUCCUAAUUCAAACAUAAAACUACUAGUAUUCAAGUGGAACAAUAAAAACUAACCGAACUGGAAGCCAUGUUCGGCAUCUGUAAGAAGAUUGUAUCUUUUGUGGCACAUCGAAUCUUCAACUAUAGAUGGUAGAACUGCCACUUGAAGACCAAAAACUCGUAUAAUGUGUCAUUGUGAUGAAACAAAUUGUAAAACUACGUUUGAGGUUAGUACUAGAAUACUACAUUUUACCUUCAAAGAAAUAAAUGUAAAAAUCUAUAUCAA